Molecule: messenger RNA, 5742 nt
Organism: Podarcis muralis (Common wall lizard)
Lineage: Eukaryota; Metazoa; Chordata; Lepidosauria; Squamata; Lacertidae
Biological process (GO): regulation of transcription by RNA polymerase II
Cellular component (GO): nucleus
Molecular function (GO): RNA polymerase II cis-regulatory region sequence-specific DNA binding; DNA-binding transcription factor activity, RNA polymerase II-specific
Source: RefSeq, a predicted model, not a curated record
UGUGGCAGUGAGUUCCAUAGUUUAACUAUGCGCUUUGUGAAUAAGUGUUUCUCUUUCUCUGUCUGGAAUCACCUUCCCUUCUGCUUUAUUGGAUGCCUCCAGUUUUCAGUGUUUAUGAGAGACGGAGAAAAAAUUAUCCCUAGCCUAGCCAUUUCUCCACACCAUGCCUUUUUUCUAAACGAAGAAGCAGAAAUCAUUUCACCUUUUGCUCUGGCCUCUUGACCCUUUUGAUUGUCAUUUUCUAAACCUCGUCCACCUCUGCUAUAGCCUUUUUUUGGUGAGGCAACCAGAACUGUAUGCAGUACUCCAAAUGCAGUCACACCACAGAUCUGUAUGACCGUGUUGUGAUGCUAGCAGUUUUAUUUUCAAAAUCUUUCCUAAUGAUCCCUAACAUGGAAAUCAGCCAUACACUGGGUUGACAUUUUCAUUGAGCUAUCCUAAUUUCCAUUUCAUCAUCUUCAUUUGUCUUGAGUCACCUUCUCCGGAAUGCCUCCUGCGCAUACUCCUGCCUUUUGGGAGUGGGGUGAAGAAGAAGACUAUGAUGUGGAAUAAUUUUAGCAGUUGCCAUUUGUCGUACUUAAUUCUUUAUUUGUAUGCAACCUUUGUUGCAACAUCAACAAAAUGCUCAAUUUUUUGCUCGAUACCUUGCAGCGUCAGGGAAAAAAUAACGCAAUUCACUCUCACCGUCACAAAAACAUAACAAAAUUUAAGAAGCCGUAUGUAAUAAAUGAAAACGUAUCAAUAAAUGUACAGUAAAAUGAAUCCUUGUGUAAUUCCAAAUUAGGUGUAACAAUAAAAAUACAAAGCAAUAAAAAUGCCAAGCACAGCAAAAAUCAAUUCUCCCCUAAAUUAAAUCUUGACCGCCAACAAAAAUUCCUAAACCAAAUUCCACUGUGAUAGCUUGGUGAUAGGUAUAGGGGUCUCUCAACACCCUUAACAAAAACUUGGAUUGUUUGGGGGAAGCCGUGACUGAUUAAAAGUGGAAUAAUGCUGCUUUAAAUGUAUAGUGCAGAUGGGGGCCUUUGAGACCCUGAAAAGAGUUAAAGUGACAGAGGCUUGUUCCUAGAGAGGCUUUGGAAUACGGGAUAGGAAAAGAGCCUCUUCCUGGCCCCGCCUCCUCCUUGGUCCAGGCAAAUUUUGAACAGCUGCAGGAAGAGGUGAGUUGCACAGCAGGAGUCUAUUAGGGAAAGCAGGGGGGAAGGGUGCCCAGAGGGGACAAACUUAGAAAGGGAGUGAAGGUGGGUGAUCUUCUGGAACACAGGUGCUGGCAGUGGGUUUUCCUCCUUCCUAUUCUUCUGGAUUCCAAGUCCUGCCAACAGGUUAUGAAAGAUGACAACAUGAAAGAGGUUAAAAUGGAGAACCAUGAAAAAGGAGCCAGGUUUCCAUGAGGUCUGAGGCUGGUGAGGGUGGACAGACUCUUGGUGGGAGGACGAUCUCAUGUCCCCUGACCAAACUGCAGUCUGUGCAGAUAUGGAGUCUAUGAAUGAGGAAGCGAACAAGAACCCAGAGCUGAAGAGCUCUGAGCUGAGGGAGCCACUCCAGGCAGCAGUGCAGACAGCCAAAGAGCAAGAUACCCAGUGCGUUGCGAAGGUGGAAGCUGUUUUGAGACAACGGGUGGGAAAUCCAGGCAGGAUAGUAAAUAAGACGAUUAGAUGUUCAGAAAGCAGCAAAGACUUGGAUGAAAUCUCAGCCAAGGAGGCAAAAGGGAAGGAUGAGGGACAAGUAACCUCAACAGAAUGCGAGAACAGCUCCUCCAUUGCAGAAGAGAGGCCGUAUAAGUGCUCAGACUGUGGGAAAACCUUCUGUAGGAAUGCUAACCUUAUUAGACAUUAUAGAACCCACACAGGGGAGAAACCCUAUGAAUGCACCGUAUGUGGGAAAAGCUUCUCUCAGAAAGGAAAUCUUGCUAUGGCAUGAGAGAAUCCAUGCAGAAGAGAAGCCGUACAAGUGUUUGCAUUGUGGGAAAUCCUUCUGUAAGAACGCCGACCUCCUUCGACACCAGCGCAAUCAUACAGGGGAGAAACCGUAUCAGUGCUCCGUGUGCGGGAGAAGCUUCAGCAUGAAUUCUGACUUUAUUAUACAUUUCAGAACCCACACGGGAGAGAAGCAACAUGAAUGCUCAAAAUGCGGCAAAAGCUUCAAUAAGAAAUGUAACCUGGUUGCACACGCCAGGACCCAUAGCGGGGAGAAACCGUACAAAUGCUCAGAGUGCGAGAAAUCUUUCUCUACAAACUCGGAAGUCUUUAAACAUUACAGAACCCACUCAGAAAACAAACCUUACGACUGCUGGAACUGUGGCAAGAGGUUCAGGCAAGAAUCGCUUUUAGCCGCACAUAGGAGAAUCCACACUGGGGAGAAGCCAUACGAAUGCUCAAGCUGUGGGCAGAAAUUUACUCGGAAAGGAAACCUCGCUCUUCACGAGAGAAUCCACACAGAAGAGAAACCAUACAAAUGCUUGGAAUGCGGCAAAUCGUUCCAAGCAAACUACAAACUUAUUGCACAUCAGAGACUCCAUGCAGGAGAGGCUCCAUAUGAAUGUCCGGACUGCGGCAAAAGCUUCAUCCGAAAAGGGAGACUCACAGCACACCUACAGUUCCACUCAGAGAAGAAACCAUAUGAAUGUUUGGAUUGUGGGAAAUCCUUUGUUAUGAACUCCGAUCUCCUUAGACAUCAGAGAACCCACACGGGCGAGAAACCAUAUGAAUGCUCAGACUGUAAGAAAAGCUUUAGCCGGAAAGAUGGCCUUCUCAAACAUAUAAUCAUCCAUUCAGGGGAGCAAUCGCAGACGUAUGAGAAACCCUAUGGAUGCUUGCACUGUGGCAGAAGCUACAAUUACAAGCAAAAUCUCAUUAUCCAUAUGAGAAACCACAGCGGAGAAAAGCCCUAUCGGUGUUCAGACUGCGAUAAGGCCUUUAAUACAAACUCUGAGCUUACUAAACAUCGGAGAAUGCACACAGGAGAGAAACCGUACAAGUGCUCUGAGUGUGGGAAAAGCUUUAGCCAGAAAGGAGACCUCAUUGUCCAUGUGAGGAUCCACACAGGGGAGAAACCAUAUAAAUGUACCGAUUGCGGCAAAUGUUUUAGCCUUAGUUACCUUGUGAUCCGCCACCAGCAAAUGCACACAGGGGAGAAACCGUUUCUGUGUUCUGAAUGUGGGAAAUGUUUUGGUAUACGCUCAAAACUUAUUCGGCACCAGUUGACUCACACAGGAGAAAAACCAUACAAGUGCCUGGACUGCGGUCAGUGUUUCACUCGUAAAACGAACCUUUUCAAACAUAUGGCAGCCCAUUCAGCGAAGAAGCCAAGGUUGCUGACCCCUGGGCUAGAGGCAAAGCAUAGCCAUCAGGGAAACUCUGAGCAGAAAAGAUGGCCAGGAUCAUGUGCACAAAAGCCCUUGGCUAAGGAAACAAACUGGGACCAAAGAGAGGGUCCCUCAGCAUGGAGUGAAGGCAGAAGGCAAAGGCAUCCAGAAACAGACAUGGAUGAGCCCAUUCUGUGUGCAAAAAACUUCAAAGAUUUAGAUGCCAUCGCAGCCAAGGAGGAGAUUGAGGAAAAUGACAAGCAGGUGGCAUUGACCAAAUGCGAGAUGGACUCUCCAAGGUCUACAUGCACCCACAUGGAAGGGAAACCACAUAAGUGUCCAGACUGCGGAAAGUCUUUCAGCAUGAAUUCUCACCUUAUUAGUCAUCAGAGAACCCACACGGGGGAGAAACCGUACGGGUGCUCAGCGUGUGGUAAGAGCUUCUCUCAGAAAGGGCACCUUGCGGUCCACGAGAGGAUCCACAUGGAAGAGAAACCAUACAAAUGCUCAGAAUGUGGGAAGUCUUUCUGUAAGAACGCUGACCUCACCAGGCACCACCGAAACCACACCGGGGAGAAGCCGUACAAAUGCGCCGAUUGCGGGAAGUCGUUCAGCAUGAACUCCGACUUCGUUAGGCAUUACAGAACCCACACAGGAGACAAAAUGUAUGAAUGCUCGGACUGUGGGAAGAGCUGUGGAACAAAAAGCCACCUGGUCGCUCACCUGAGAAUGCACACUGGAGAGAAACCGUUCGCCUGUGCGGUCUGCGGGAAGAGCUUUUCUCAGAAAGGGAACCUUGUCAUUCAUCAGAGACUCCACACCGAGGACAAGCCCUAUAAGUGCUCGGACUGCGGGAAGUCCUUCUGUAAAAAUGCCGAUCUUGUCAGACAUCGCCGAAACCAUACAGGAGAGAAACCGUACAUGUGCCUGGAGUGCGGGCGAUCCUUUAGUAUGAACGCUGACUUUAUCAGGCAUUACAGAACCCACACGGGGGAGACGCAGUACAAAUGCUCCGAGUGCGGCAAAAGCUUUAGCAAGAAGUGCAACCUGGUGACACACGUGAGAAGCCACACGGGUGAGAAGCCCUACAAAUGCUCAGCGUGUGGGAAAAAGUUCUCCCUCAAAGGGAACCUUGUAGCCCACGAGAAAACCCACACGAAAGAGAAGCCGUGCAAGUGCUUGGACUGCGGGAGGUCCUUCAGCGUGAACUCUAAACUCGUUGAGCACCAGCGACUUCACACACGAGAAAAACCGUACGAAUGCUCAGACUGUGGCAAAAGAUUCCGCUGGAUCGGAAACUUCAUGUCACACAUACAGUUCCACUCGGGGGAGAAACCCUACGAGUGUUCGCUGUGCGGGAAAUCCUUCAUUAUACAACACGACCUUGUUCGGCACCAGAGGACUCACACGGGAGAGAAGCCCUACAGGUGUGCAGAGUGUGGGAAAACGUUCAGUCAGAAGGGGAGCCUUGUUGUACAUGAGAGAAUCCACACGGGAGAGAAGCCGUACAAGUGCGCGGAUUGUGGGAAAUGUUUCAACCUCAGCUCUUGCCUCAUCCGACAUCAGCUAACCCACACGAGGGAGAAACCCUACAAAUGUGCAGACUGCGGGAAAAGUUUUGGCGUCAGCUCUCGCCUCCUCCAACACCAGCAGAUCCACACAGGAGAGCGGAUUCAUAAGUGCUCGGAAUGCGGGAAGAGCUUCGCUCACAGAAAAACUCUUGUCAAGCACAUGCAAACACACACACAGGAGGAGAAGUCACAUACUUGCUUGGUGUGUGGGGAAAGUUUCAUGGACCCCACAGCUUUUAGCCAGCAUAAGAGAGUCCACGCUGAGGAGAACUCCUAUGAAAUCACCAUGUUGUGACAAGCAUUUGUGUAUCGGCCUUUAUAGAGGAAAUAACCCAGAGGAAGAAUGAGGAUAUCACAUGAGAUAAUAUUCAUUAGAAGGGAGGACUUUUAAAUGCUCUGAUUGUGGAAAGAGAUCAUGAGGGAUUUAUUUAUUUUUUACUUAUUAGGGAACAAGUAUCUUUUCUGUGAGAUCAUAAUUCUUUCAAUCUGCUCCCUCACCUGAACGCCACCACAAGGGCUAACGGAGAACCACCUUGCCCUGAGGGGAGAAGGAAGAAAAUAGCCUGAGGACUGCUGUUACUCUGGUCAGGGGAAGCUAUGGUUUGAAGCUGUUGCGUCAGCAGUGAUUCCAUUUGGACUUAAUUUAGAUAUUUUGCUAAACAUCUCAAGUACUGUCUGUCUUGUUAGAAAUGACAAACUGGUGGUUUUAAGACGACUUCUAAGGUAUUCCUGAUAUUGCUGUGGCAUAGGAGCCAAUUUCUAGGGGCCAAGGUGUCUUCUCCCCCCCACUCCAUAAAAUAUUUCAGGGGCCGGGUGCCCACAAAGUUGAUGGGCAUCGCCAUUCAAAUGGUGUGUGCACACCACAUCAUG